This is a messenger RNA of Gongylonema pulchrum, 593 nucleotides long. The record is from the annotation of a GenBank genome assembly. Lineage: Eukaryota; Metazoa; Nematoda; Chromadorea; Rhabditida; Gongylonematidae.
AUGGGCUUGUUGGCAAAUGCAAUGUCUGUCCGGAUUUUUUCACAUCGACAAAUGCGUAAUCAGCCGCUUAACUGGUACUUGCUGUUGCUGGCUAUCUCAGAUUCAGUUAUUCUUAUUGGCGCUUUUUUUGUUUUGACACUUCCUCGAUUAGGCGAAGUUUUGCACUGCUGGAAAGCUACCGCAAUUAGUUACUACAGCACACCUUAUGUAUACGCAUUUAUGACACUGGCGCAGACGGUCAGUGUCUGGAUGACCACUGUUAUGUCAGUUCAUCGUUUUGUUGGAGUAUGUGUACCAUUCAAAGCACGAUCUUUGCUCACCACUCGUAACGUCAUUUUAUCAAUUUGCGUCGUUAUUGCUGCUUCGAUACUUUUCAAUUCAACACGGUUUCUUGAGGUGCGCAUUGAAAAUGUAUGCUAUAUGCCGCAAAUCAACAUGGAGUUGCCGAUCCUUGUGGCCACCGAGCUGCGCAUGAAUGUUCUUUAUCGUAAAAUAUUUUAUGAAUGGGCAUAUACACUGAUUAUGUUCGCGAUACCAUUCACGAUUUUGAUCAUCGUUAAUACAAUGGUAAUUUUUGCGGUGCACAGGUAGGC